AUGGAAAUGGAGGAUUUUUUAUGGGGUAGUGACAUUGAUGGGGAUGUCCCUAAGGGGAAUAGUGAUGGUUUUGAAGAAAGUAAUGGUGUGAUUGGAAGUGGGUGUGGUUCAUCUUUCUCUCUGGUUUUGGAUAGGGAGAGAGGGGAACUUGUAGAGGCUCCUGCUAAAUUGGAAAGGAAAGGGGUGUCCACUGAGAGAAGCAUUGAAGCUUUGAAGAACCAUAGUGAGGCAGAGAGGAGGAGGAGGGCAAGGAUUAAUGCACAUCUUGAUACACUUCGCAGUGUCAUUCCAGGUGCUAUGAAGAUGGACAAAGCAUCAUUACUUGGUGAGGUUAUUAGACAUUUGAAAGAGCUGAAAAGGAAUGCAGCACAUGCUUGUGAAGGUUUGAUGAUACCAAAGGACAAUGAUGAAAUAAGCGUUGAAGAACAAGAGGGUGGGUUAAACGGUUUUCCUUAUUCAAUUAGAGCAUCACUAUGUUGUGAAUAUAAACCUGGCCUGUUGUCUGAUAUAAGACAAGAACUAGAUUCUCUUCAUCUUAAGAUAACAAAGGCAGAUAUUGCAACCUUAGAAGGCAGGAUGAAGAAUGUCUUGGUGCUCAUUAGCUGCAAAGAACAGAACUUUGAAGAUGCUUCAUACCGACAGUUUCUGGCUGGUUCUGUUCACCAAGCUCUUAGGUCUGUGCUCAAUAGAUUUUCUGUCUCACAGGACAUUUUAGGAACCAGGAAAAGAAGAAGGAUUUCUAUAUUCAGUUCUUCAUCUUUAGAAGAUUUCUUGUAA
Messenger RNA from Sphenostylis stenocarpa, 777 nucleotides. The record is from the annotation of a GenBank genome assembly. Lineage: Eukaryota; Viridiplantae; Streptophyta; Magnoliopsida; Fabales; Fabaceae.